Babesia ovata is the source of this 657-nucleotide messenger RNA. RefSeq lists its product as uncharacterized. NCBI's taxonomy places the organism in Eukaryota, Apicomplexa, Aconoidasida, Piroplasmida, Babesiidae. Bases 1 to 657 code for a protein of 218 amino acids. The transcript has a single exon. The record is from RefSeq and is a predicted model, not a curated record.
AUGAACGUGCUUGAUGGCGGUUGUUUUGUCGCGUUGUGCGACUCGUUAGUCGCCGUGGACUUGCGCUUAGUAGAAGACGUUACGUGUAGGGAUCUUCUAGCGAGGUCCAAUCCGGAGCACGACGCACAGCGCUUGAAUGCUUGUGUGAUCACGCCUACCACUGCCGGCUUAUGGUAUGUGUACGCAUUGACAGAGUCGUCGGGAUGCGACAUAGACGAAACGCGUGUUGCCGCGUUGGUGUGCAUUUCUGCUAGCGUGUUAGACCCGGCACUGGUUUCAACGAGCUACCUUCUGGAGCUUCCGUGGAAGGAGCUUCGCGGCGACGAGUCCCAGUGGUACUCCAAUAAAUUGCAAGUUGAGUGCGGUACAGUUGGUUUUCUCUGCAUGGAGAGUAUCCGGAGGUGCGCCAAGGCCCACGGUCUCACUGCGGAGAGCAACGAGGCAUUUUGCAAGUACAUUCGCAACUGGGCCAACGCCAUGUGCCAGGCUACUACUACGUCUAGCAAGAUAUGCUUAUCCAAUAUGCCUAAUGGACCUAUAGGUGCGGUGUCGUCUGUUGGUAUAUGUGACAACGGGACGUACUACUGCUCUGUGCUCAGGGAUGACGUUACUGGGGAGGUGUCUGGGAUUAAGGUGAUGUUUCCAUCCGCUGAGUGA